This is a messenger RNA of Ricinus communis (castor bean), 1306 nucleotides long. Its product is annotated as flavonol sulfotransferase-like. Gene Ontology annotation, cellular component: cytoplasm. The transcript has a single exon. Lineage: Eukaryota; Viridiplantae; Streptophyta; Magnoliopsida; Malpighiales; Euphorbiaceae. Gene Ontology annotation, molecular function: sulfotransferase activity. The coding region runs from base 42 to 1034 and encodes 330 amino acids. The record is from RefSeq and is a predicted model, not a curated record. Gene Ontology annotation, biological process: sulfation.
AUGUCAAAUAGAUUUCAUAAUUAUUGAGUACAGCUUUCUUCAUGGAAUCCUUUUUUCCUAAUGAUGGUUGUAUUAACAAAUACAAAGCGAUAAUCUCAAGUUUCCCAAAAGAAAAAGGUUGGGAUACAAGGAAUUACAUGUACAAGUACCAAGGUUUUUGGUACUAUGAAUCAUUCGCGGAAGGAGUUAUGUCCGCUCAGGAACACUUCAAGGCUCAACCCAAUGAUAUAAUUGUAGCCAGUUGUCCAAAAACUGGCACAACAUGGCUCAAGGCUCUUACUUUUGCGAUUGUUACACGAGGUGUCUUUGAUGAUUCCACAAACCCUUUGCUCAAGAAGGUUCCACAUGAAUGUGUUCCAUUCUUGGAACUUGAUCUUGCAAAAGAUUCCAGAGAUCGUGACUCAGCAAUUCCACUUGUGGCUACACACGUUCCUUAUAUUUCUUUACCAAAAACAAUUCUUGAUUCUGGCUGUAAAAUUGUUUACGUUUGCAGGGAUCCAAAGGAUGUAUUUGUUUCUUUAUGGUACUUUGUGGCCAAGCAGCUGAUAUCCAAGAAUAUUGAACCAAUUCCUAAAGAAGAUGCAUUUGAAUUGUUCUGCAAAGGAACUGCGCAUUAUGGACCCUAUUGGGAUCAUGUGUUAGGAUAUUGGAAGGCAAGCGUAGAAUAUCCUGACAAGGUGCUCUUCUUGAAAUAUGAAGAAAUGAAGAAAGACCCAAGUUUUUACGUCAAGAAAUUAGCACAGUUCAUGGGCUAUCCUUUUAGCUUGGAGGAAGAGGAAAAAGGGGUUAUGCAAAAGGUUACAAACAUGUGUAGCUUUGAGAAUCUGAGCAAUCUUGAGGUGAAUAAAAGUGGCGGGCAUAGAGAGAACACAACAUUGGCGAUUCCAAAUCAUGUAUACUUCAGGAACGGCCAGGCAGGAGAUUGGGUCAAUCAUUUAACACCAGAAAUGGGAGCUCGCAUCGACAGGAUUUUUCAGCAGAAAUUAAGCGGUUCAGGUUUGACAUUAACGUCUCUUCCGGAUCAAGAUGCCUAGAUUACUCAUAUACAGAGACAAAAUCACUCUGUAUAGAAAAAGUCUUUUCCUAUGCCAAUAAGUUAGCGAAUGUAGCCACUGGACUUUAGGUGCUUCACAUUGUGUGAAACACCUGGUUUGUUUGUAUUUGUUUUUGUUUUUUUAAUCUUUUUUCUCUUUUUGGAUUCCCCACUUCAGUCUGUUCUUUGAAAAUGUAAUGCUUAGUUGAUGCAAGUUGAACAAUUGAAGUAAAUAAAUAAUGUAAGAGGUAGAUAUGGGCUCUAAUUUUAUUA